CAAGAAGGAUCUUCUGUCAUAAUGUUCUUCACGAUACACGAGAUCAUCAAGUGGCUGGGGCUGACGAUCUUCGAGAUAUGGACCAACCUUAUCUCCAUAUUGAUCUUCACCAUAACAUUCGCGCUCAAAUACAAUCCGAAUAUUGAGUUGUACAAUAACGAUUGGUGGCUCAUCUUCUUCCCGCUCUUCGCAGGGGAUGCCUUGAACGCUUACUUUUGUACGAUCGUUUUUAUACGGAUGUUAAUUGAGCUGACACUGAAAACUGCCCUCUUGAGGGUCUGCUGGUCGGCUACUUUCCUCCUGAUGACCUUCCUGUUUAAAUUGCUUCUAUGCAAGAGAUUGACUGGACAUGUGACGCUGGAUUUCUCCGAAAUCUUUGCGCCUAUCUACAUUUUAUUACAAUUAAUUGCUGUACGCGCCUGUCAACAAAGUUAAAGCUGUUUCUAUUUUUUAAGUGAAGAAUAAAUUAAUAUUUUUUUAUAAAUUA
Messenger RNA from Nicrophorus vespilloides, 487 nucleotides. RefSeq names its product transmembrane protein 203. Lineage: Eukaryota; Metazoa; Arthropoda; Insecta; Coleoptera; Silphidae. The record is from RefSeq and is a predicted model, not a curated record. Gene Ontology annotation, cellular component: endoplasmic reticulum. The transcript has a single exon. Bases 22 to 435 code for a protein of 137 amino acids. Gene Ontology annotation, biological process: intracellular calcium ion homeostasis.